AAAUUUUAGAAAAGAGAAAUGAUGUAAAAAGAAAUUGCUUAAAUCUUACCCUCUUAUUUUGGGCCUCAAAAGCUGAUAAAAUAAAACAGGAGAUUCUGAAACUUCCAUGAUCCUAUGAUUGGCAUGAAUGAGUAUCGAGGAGAAAACAAAAGAUAGAGGGAGAUCUGUUUCAGUUUGAAACUUGAAUCUCUCUUGAAGUUGAGCUUCACUGCUUUACAUAAAAAUCUUCUUUUGUUGUGGGAAUCAAACACAACAUUACAAUUUACACAUAAUACGUAGAUCCAUUCCUUUUUGUCACUGUCAACAGAACCAUCCCUUCAUUCACCACCGCCAGGUAUCAACUUCUUCUCUUCUCGCUUUCCAUUCCUUCAUUCACAAUUUACUCCUGAUAGUGAUGCACCAUCUCAUUGCUUGGUGCUUACGUGCAUAUGCACCCCCUUCACCGACACCAUCCUCUUCAUAACACUAAUCUUAAUCUCCAUUUGGCUCUUGCCCUCUUCUCUUUUUCUCUUUCCAUCUCUCUCUUUUAUCUCAAAGUUUUCGUUUUUAAUUUAUUCUGAUUGAAUCUGUUCAGGGACUUUAUGGGGUAAUUAGUUGCAAUAUGGAUCAGUUUCCUUUUUUUUUGUUCGCCCUCAACUUAACGGUUGAUAAUUGUGUGUGCAUCUUUUCUGAUUCUGAGUCCCAUGGGUUAUGCCAAAAAUGACAAUUUUUUUCCUGUUUUCCUUUUUUUUUUUUUUUAUGUUUUAUACAAUGGGGCAGUAAUGAUAACUUGAAGAGAGAAGCAGAUAUGGACAGUGAUCUUCAAAAGUCUAUAUCUCUACGCCUAAAUCGUAGAGGAGACAGAAGUAAUCAAAGUCCUCAUGCUAAAGAUUUUGAGGUGGGCUUAUUUUCUUCAGGGAGGGUACCCCAAGAUUACCCCAUGAAGAUUGUUUGGAAGAAAGGGUUCGUUCAAUUGGUUCUUGUGGCAGGGAUCUUGUGGAUGCUAUUAAUUCUUAUGGCAUUGUUGUUCCAUAUAUGGUCUUGUCAAACUUCUGUCUCCUUUUUAUCAGGUUUGAAAAUUUUAAUGCAUUUGGUUACUUCUUUUUCUUGGGAAUCUUCUCAAGUUCAUAUCUUGUUGAUAAGUCUUCUAAAUUCUCAUAACUUAAACUCUUUGUCUAACUAUCUAUUCUUAGUGUGAUAUUUUGGGAAUUGGGGUAAAAGGAAAUAAAUAACAUCACCUUGUAUUCUAGCUUGAUCUUUGUAGCUGCACUAUGCCUGUAGAUUUUAGUUGUUUGGUAUUAGAAAACCAACAGGUAAAGAAAGUUUCUUGCCAUUCAUAGAUGAUGACCUUUGCCUGUGGAAUUAGAAGGUAAGGAACUCUCUAAUUUCUAGUUGAAAAUACGAUUAAUAUAAGAUGUCAAGACACAGUAAAUUGAAUUUUGUGCAAUGUUUUAUUGUUAUUUUUUGCUCACUUUUUGAUGGAUGAGAGGGAUCAUUUGUCAAGGGAAGUAGGAUUUUGUUAUAUACUUUCUCUGACUUGUCUUAUAUUUUAUCUAUAUUCGUUUACUUGAAGCAAACUUUGGAAAUACAAAUAUCUACAAUCAAUUGGUGAAUUUAGAUGCAAAUUUGCCUAGGAAGCUAGAAUGAUCACUUGAUGGGAGGUUUUGUUAGGUUAUUAAGAGGCAUGCUUCAAGGAAAGCUAUGUGUAACAAAGAUAGCAAGGUUUACACCAUGUUAGACACGAUGGGACUUGUAUCAAAACCUCACAGAUGUUCAAUUCCUCUUGCCAAUGACCCUGAUAAAAUAGUUGUCCCAACUGGAAGAACUACCGAUGAAAUUGUCAAAAAUAUAUCUUAUGUUAUGGAAGAUGAGGUUCCACAAAAUGGAUCUAAGUCAUCUCCUCUGUUUGGAGGCCAUCAAAGUUGGAAACAGAGGGAGGAAAGUUUCAAACUAAAUUCAAAUAUGAAGGUGCAUUGUGGAUUUAUCCCAGGUGGUGGUGCUGAAAUGGAUCCUGUAGACAUCAUAUAUGUCAAGAGAUGCAAAUUUGUUGUUGCAUCUGGCAUUUUUGAUGGUUAUGAUCUACCUCAUGAACCAUCAAAUAUAAGCCUUCGCUCAACAAAGCUUUUUUGCUUUCUCAUGGUGGUGGAUGAGGUAUCUCUGAAAUUCAUGAGGGAAAAUGGUACUGUGAAAGAAGACAAUGAUGGUGGAAAAUGGGUGGGAAUUUGGCGACUUGUUCUUCUUAAGUAUCCACCUUAUGAUGAACCAAGAAGGAAUGGGAAGGUUCCCAAAAUUUUAACCCACAGGUUGUUCCCUCAAGCACAGUAUAGUAUAUGGAUUGAUGGUAAAAUGGAGCUGAUAGUUGAUCCAUUGCUUAUCCUUGAGAGAUACCUGUGGCGAGGGAAGCAUACAUUUGCCAUUGCUCAACAUAAGCAUCACCGUAGUAUAUAUGAGGAGGCUGAUGCAAACAAGAGACGGAAGCGAUAUGCUCGACCCCUCAUUGACCUCCACAUGAAAAUUUACUAUUAUGAGGGAAUGAAGCCAUGGAAUUCAAAUAAAAAAACUAUCAGUGAUGUGCCAGAGGGAGCCAUUAUCAUUCGUGAACAUACUGCGACAAAUAAUUUAUUUAGCUGCUUGUGGUUCAAUGAGGUUCACCUCUUCACGCCCAGAGAUCAACUGAGUUUUGGUUAUGUUGCAUACAGAUUAGGGGAGUCAUUUAAAUUCUUCAUGUUUCCUAACUGUGAAUACAAUUCACUGUUUGUGUUGCACCCCCACACAAGAGAGCACUCUUCUCCCAUAGAAUGGGUUAAACAGUUGGAUCAACUUCAGAAUAGCAAUCUAAAAGAAAGUAGGGGAGGAUUAGGCUUGUUUACCCCUUAUCCAGGGGAUCUUGAUUCUGUUGUGCUGCCAAAUGUAACAAGAACAUCUAAAGCAGGCUGACAUUUUUGUUUAUUGUUUAACAUAUUCAUUGUGUUAUGUAUUUAUUUAUUUUUACAUGGAUCGCUUCAUGUUGAUUUUCCUUAAUCUUAAUGAAAGUAAAGAUAAAGGUCUUC
Messenger RNA from Abrus precatorius (Indian licorice), 3029 nucleotides. RefSeq lists its product as uncharacterized. The record is from RefSeq and is a predicted model, not a curated record. Bases 1681 to 2916 code for a protein of 411 amino acids. Lineage: Eukaryota; Viridiplantae; Streptophyta; Magnoliopsida; Fabales; Fabaceae. The transcript is spliced from 7 exons.